This is a messenger RNA of Oryza sativa Japonica Group (Japanese rice), 2101 nucleotides long. Its product is annotated as L-type lectin-domain containing receptor kinase IX.1. Gene Ontology annotation, cellular component: plasma membrane. Gene Ontology annotation, biological process: protein phosphorylation. Lineage: Eukaryota; Viridiplantae; Streptophyta; Magnoliopsida; Poales; Poaceae. The record is from RefSeq and is a predicted model, not a curated record. Gene Ontology annotation, molecular function: ATP binding; protein kinase activity.
ACCACAUUUCUUGGUACAUAGCUAGCUAGGAUACACUAGUUGCCGGAGGAUCGAGGUCGGUCGAUCGCCGGCUCGAUCGUUGAGCUCCCUUGGUUCUCUUUCUUGUAGUGGAUUAGUGGCGUUCGCGAAGAACCCAAAUACCCAAUGGGGACUGAACCUGAUCCAAUCCAACAAGAUUCGCCUGCACCUCCACGUCCGACCCCGGCACCUCAAGCUACGCCUCCACCUGCUAUUCCAGAAUCCGGACCACCGCCACCUCCUGCACCAGACAUGCCACCUCCACCUCCGACCCCGGCACCUCAAUCUUCGCCUGCACCGCCACCUGCACCAGACAUGACACCUCCACCUGGACCUGGUCCGGCAGCAGCACCUUCGCCACAUUCUCCUAGUCCUAGCAACGCACCUUGGGUCGCACCUGCGGCGGAUAUUCCGCCCCCGCCCCCGCCACCGCCAAAUCCACUUCCGGUCAUUAUAGCUGUAACAGUCCCGGUGUGCAUAUUAUUUAUGGCCAUCCUUCUCUACGUAUACGUCAAGUGCCGCAGAAAAAGGAUGGCCCUUAGCACGAAGCAUCAACAUAUCAAAGCCGCCGCCACACACGAGAGCGAGCCUAACGAGCUUCGUGACGCUGAAGCCGGUGCGCUCGAGCCAGUGGCGUCGUCCGCCGGACCAAACCACGGUAAAGAGUACGGCGGCGACCCAGCAGCCGCCGCCGGACCAAGGCAGUACGAAUAUGGCGAGCGAGUGGUGUCCGACGGCCCGAGGCACGGUGCAGCGUACAACGAGCUCGUUGCCGCUGGACCGAGGCUGUACGAGUACGGCGAGCUCGCGGCCGCGACGCGUGAUUUCGCGGAGGAGGAGAAGCUCGGCCGGGGCGGGUUUGGCAGCGUCUACCAGGGCCGCCUCGCCGGCGGCGUCGAGGUGGCCAUCAAGAAGUUCUCGUCGGACUCGUCGUCGCAGGGCAGGAAGCAGUUCGAGGCCGAGGUGAAGAUCAUCAGUUCCCUGAGGCAUCGCAACCUCGUGCGCUUGUUAGGCUGGUGCGAUAGCUCCAUGGGGCUCUUGCUCGUGUACGAACUUGUCCAGCACGGUAGCCUAGACAAGCAUAUCUACAACGCCGACAAGCCAUUAACAUGGUCAGAGAGGUAUAAGAUCAUUCUUGGGUUAGGAUCGGCACUACGCUACCUUCACGAAGAGUGGGAGCAAUGCGUCGUGCACGGCGACAUCAAGCCAAGCAACAUCAUGCUCGACUCGUCAUACAACACCAAGCUAGGUGACUUCGGGUUGGCAAGGCUCGUCGACCACGACAAGGGAUGGCAGACGACCAAGGCCGUGCUCGGCACUGCCGGGUACAUAGACCCAGAGUUCAUCACCACGCGCCGGCCGAGCGUUCAGUCCGACAUCUACAGCUUCGGCAUCGUCCUCCUCGAGAUCGUCUCCGGCCGGCCACCGGUUCUCUUGCAGGAAGGCGCGCCGCCGUUCAUGCUGCUGAAGUGGGUGUGGAGCCUGUACGGCCGAAACGCGAUCCUGGACGCGGCGGACGAGCGCCUCUGGGCCGCCGGUGGCGGCAAAGAGGACGACGCGCGGCAGAUGGAGCGCGUUUUGAUCGUCGGGCUGUGGUGCACACAGCCUGACAUGGCGGAUCGUCCGUCCAUUCCACAGGCUAUGCACGUCCUGCAGUCCGAUGACGCGAAGCUGCCGGAUCUCUGGCCGCAGAUGUACAUGGCCUCGCCGUCGCCGGCGAAGAACUUCGCGAUGGGCGAGUACCGUCUCUCCGGCGUCUCGUCCUUCACGAGCAGCGGCGUCCCCUCGUCGGCUACCAGUGGCACGACACGGUCGUCUGGCUCGUUUGCGUACUGAUUCCCCGGCCGAUUCGUGGAAUAUAACCUGCUUCGUCGACCUCCUGGUUAUCGAUCUCGUAAAAUGUGAUGUACUGUACGUCGUACCAUGCUUGCAUGCAUGAUGUCUGAGGAUCUGUGUCUCGGUCUCUCGGAGAUGGUCGAUCUCUCUCUUGUCAUAUUGUAUCAACCGUAUGUGUCGUGUGUUGCGGUGUGAGUGUGGUGUGAUUCGAUUUUAUAUUUCGGAAAUGCUAUAUUUCUGGCAAAGU